Acanthosepion pharaonis is the source of this 681-nucleotide messenger RNA. Lineage: Eukaryota; Metazoa; Mollusca; Cephalopoda; Sepiida; Sepiidae. The record is from the annotation of a GenBank genome assembly.
AUGACCGGAAAAAUCUCAUCAUCUGGAUACGACAGCAAAUCAGUUCUUUCUUUGUUUCUGUUUUUAUUCCUUUCUGUCUUUCUUUUUUCGUUUCUGUCUUUAUUCCUUUCUGUCUUUCUUCGCUUCUGUCUUUCUUUCUACGUUUCGGUCUUUCUUACUUUCUGUCUUUCUUUCUUCCUUUCUGUUUUUCUUCCAUUCUGUCUGACAUUCUUCGUUUCUGACUUUCUUUUUUCUCUCUUUCUUUCUUCGUUUUUGUCUUUCUUCGUUUCUGUCUUUCUUCUUUUCUGUCAUUCCUUCUUCGUUUCAGUCUUUCUUCAUUUCUGUUUUUCUUUCUUCGUUUCAGUCUUUCUUCAUUUCUGUUUUUCUUUCUUCGUUUCUCUCUUUCUUCAUUUCUGUUUUUCUCUGCUACUGUCUUUCUUCGUUACUGUCCUUCCUUUCUAUCUUUCUUUUUUCGUUUCUGUCUUUCUUUGUUUCUGUCUCGUGUUUCUUAUUUUCUUGUGGCAAUAUGUUCCUCAAAACAAAUCCAUUCAAUCACAUAGGGAACAUUUCUUGAUAUUUGCUGACUUCUUGACAAUUUCAGAUCGCUUUUCGCUUAACCAGUCAAAACUAUAUAUUAUACCCAUUUCUCCAUUUGUAUCAUUGUCAGAGAACUAUUUUUCCUUCACAUACGUUUUUAAAUAA